Messenger RNA from Knipowitschia caucasica, 300 nucleotides. Lineage: Eukaryota; Metazoa; Chordata; Actinopteri; Gobiiformes; Gobiidae. The record is from the annotation of a GenBank genome assembly.
AUGGAAAUGCAAGAAUUGGUGAUGUAUUCCUGGUUGUUUUUUGACCGGAGCGCAGACUAUGGGGGAGAGAGAGAGGAACAGCCUGGGGAGGACACGGAUCACAUGGCUCGCUGUGAGGGACUCUCCCAGGGCAUAUCAGCAGCGUUAGACCUAGUGUUAGUCCAGCCCCCAGCUCUGCAGUGCGCUCGCCUGGUCUCCUCAGAUCAGCCGUUCAUCUUCCCUCUACACUCGGAUUAUCACUCACACGCAGCAGCCAGGCAUCAUCUCGACUCCAGUGCUGACCUGAUCCCCAGCUUAUAG